AGUGUGAACAUCUACAGGCAAUGAUCACCGCGGGAUUAGAAGAAAUAAGACUGUUAUUUAGAACUGGCAUAGGCAUGGAAACUGCAUCAGCUAUAACCAUAUUAGAUCCUACAAAGGAUUCUUGGUGUGAAACUGGCAUCUGUAUGAUUAAUUUAUGGCAAAUGUCAACAUCUAAGGUUGUAAUAGGAUAUCCAACUAAGGCUAUACCGAAGAAAAUUGGUAAAGAUUGGAUAAUACCAUUUGAUAAGUUUUAUUGGUUAAAAUGGAACAAUAUGUCAUAUUAUGUGCCUAGUGAAGCCACUUAUGCGAUAGGUAAAACAACUGUUAUAGCUUAUGAUCUUUUCUCAGAUGAACCUAGGACUUCUGAUAUAACUAUAUCUAUGCCUCAAGCUACUUUGUUAGAUCUUGGGAAUUUUAAUAUGUUGUCUUGUUAUCCUGAACCGUACAUGGUUCAACGAUGGCAAAACAUUUCUUAUAGUGAUUCUUUGAGUCUGAAUGCUGGUUGCCAUAUACAUACUAAUGUCAUGAUGAUGGAACAUAUGAAUUUGACCGUUCAGAAACAUCUUUUUAGGAGUUUGAAUUUUACUAACACGAGAAAUGUACGAGUCCUGACUCAGGUGGUUUAUUUGUCUAAUCAUACUUUUGGGCUACAUACUUUUGUACCCCAGCCACCUCUGUCGGAAGAAUAUAAACAUAUGAUGAAGGCGACGGAGGCAGCUAAGUCCAUUUAUGCUUCAUUGGGAAAGGAAAUUGAGACAGUACAUAAUCAAACUACUGAACUUCUCCAAAGAUUCUCAGGAGAAACUCAUAAAGUUAAAAUGUUGGUUGAUUCCGGAUACUUGAUUCCGCGUGACUUUCAGUAUACUUAUGAUUGUAGUUUUGUAGGUUUCUUUAGAAAAUUAGUUCAUGCAGAUAUUAGUUGCAUUAUGAGAUGGAACCCUUUCCAUUGGCUUAAGGAAGGAUUGCUAUAUGUAUGUUGUUUUGUAUUAUUUGUAUUAUGCAUUAAGAUUUGUCUAAAGAUUAAUAAGUCUGCAGGAAAGAGAACUUACAUUAAAAUGGAUAAACUUCAACAUUACAGGGACCAUGAAGCGAAAGGCACUAAGGAAAUUAAAUCCAAGAAGGAAAAGGACGGAAAGAUCGAGGAAUUAUUCUGAACAGUUGCACUAUGCAAAUUGUCAUCUUUGCAUCGAAUUUCAUAAUUUCUUGAGGAACUAUGUCUGUGGACCAGAUAAUCAUCAAACGGAUAUUAGGACGCAAGCUGAGGAACGACCUAUUAUUCAGGAAGGACCGGAUGACUCCAAUUCCGAUGUUCUCUGAAAAAGAUGUUAAUUAUCCAUUUAUGAUAGUUCACAAUUUGGUGAUAGAUUUGGAUCUAGUAAAGGAUUUGGAUUUGGACCUUUAUUUACGAUUGAAACAACUUUUCGUUCCAAGAGUGAAAGCUCCCUUCUGCUGUGAGUUUCGUGCUAUGCUUCAGCCUUUUCUGCACUCCUGUGUGGUCGGUGGCUGCAUGGAUGCCGUGGAUUGCAUCUUCCAAUCUGAAGAUUGGUUUGCAGGGCCGCGACAGCCCAUACGUUUCCCCGAGGACGGGCAACUUCCGAAUGGACGACCUAAGACAGGGGACCGUACUUGUCGCUUUGAUACAUCGGCACCAUCAGUACCAUCGGCGCCUCCGUAUCAAGGGGGUGGAAUGACAGGAGUAAACAUCAAGGAUGAACAAACAACAUGAAUCAGCAAAAGGACUUGUUUUGGACUUGUUUUGGACUUUGCAGUGACUAAGUAACUUUUUAGUUGUAAACAUGUUUUGGUUAUAGGAUGACUAGAUAGUAUGCCCAUGUUAGAUAAGUUGAUGAUGUAACUAGGUAGUGUGCUUAUGUUAGAUAAGUUAGACAUAAACAAGUUUGUUGUAAACAUAUAGAGUAUAUAAGCGCGAGGGAAACUCCAUGUAUUUGCUCACAAUCAACUCUCAUCGCCUGAGAGUAAGAUCGUGCAGUGUGAGCCAGUCACCUCGUGUAUUGCUUUGUGUGGUGUGCGAAUAAACCAGCAUUUCAAAAGGCAAUCGAGUUCGUGCUUGGUGUUCGCGUACGUCGCGGUCCGGGGUCCAGUGCAGAUAUCCGGAAGGGAACUCCUGGUAACCA
Molecule: messenger RNA, 2135 nt
Organism: Marmota monax (woodchuck)
Lineage: Eukaryota; Metazoa; Chordata; Mammalia; Rodentia; Sciuridae
Exons: 2
Coding region: 21-1154 (377 amino acids)
Source: RefSeq, a predicted model, not a curated record